This is a messenger RNA of Acipenser ruthenus (sterlet), 3228 nucleotides long. Its product is annotated as voltage-gated potassium channel subunit beta-3-like. The transcript is spliced from 14 exons. Gene Ontology annotation, biological process: regulation of potassium ion transmembrane transport; potassium ion transport. Gene Ontology annotation, cellular component: membrane; cytoplasm; voltage-gated potassium channel complex. NCBI's taxonomy places the organism in Eukaryota, Metazoa, Chordata, Actinopteri, Acipenseriformes, Acipenseridae. The record is from RefSeq and is a predicted model, not a curated record. Gene Ontology annotation, molecular function: transmembrane transporter binding; voltage-gated potassium channel activity; potassium channel regulator activity. The coding region runs from base 637 to 1899 and encodes 420 amino acids.
AGAGAGAGAGAGAGAGAGAGAGAGAGAGAGAGAGAGAGAAAAAUAUAUUUAUGACAGGGAGCGACGUGAAUGCUAAUCCGCGCUAGACUGUAGACAGCAGUGUAUGUUUGUGCGUGUGCGUGUGCGUAUCACACAGCACCGAGACACCACAGCACUCGCGUAUCACGGGGGCUUGCGUGCGCCGGAGACACAAGGACGGGUUCAUUCAUCUUUCUAAUGCAACAACGGCGUAUGAACAAGCGGAACAAUUAGAGAAAAACAAAAUCAACGGGGCUUCCUUUUAUAUAUAUUAUGUAUUGUCUGUCUGUUUUAUGUGUGAUUUCUAAUAGAACUGUCAACAUCGGCUGUUGAUUUUUUUUUAAGCGACUGCAGCAACAGUAGCGAAAAAAAACCCACACAUCUCAUCAACGCUGCCACCCAAUCCAAUCCAACCGGGCUGAGCCGAGGACUGAGGAGGACGGGCGAGCCAAGCAAAGCGCACGACGCGUUUAAUUUAAUAUAUAUGUACCUCAAUGCAGAUACAGACACAUCUACUCAAAGAAACACACACGGUUACCGCCGCUGCGCUCGCUGGCGUGUCUGCUAAGCCCCUCGAUUCGGUCCGCAGUCUCUCUCUCUCACACACACAGCGCCACGAUGCAGGUCUCCAUGGCUUGCACGGAGCACAACCUGAAGAGCCGGCUCAGCGAUGAUCGGUUAUGCGGGGUGCGUUCGUCCUCUUCCGCGGCGGCGGGGGGCAGUUGCCCCAGUGGCGGGCAACUGGGCAACGGGAGCGGGCAUUACCAUCACCCGCAAGUCAAAGGGCGGACGGCGGUGUCGGUGGCCGUGCCGACUCGAAACGGGUACCAUAGCCUAGCCCACCUGCCGAUUUUCUUGAAAGAGACGACCGGGCGCAGCACGGGAAUGAAAUACAGAAACCUGGGGAAGUCUGGGCUCCGGGUCUCCUGUGUGGGUUUAGGAACAUGGGUCACGUUUGGAUCGCAGAUCACCGAUGAGACCGCGGAGAGUCUGGUGACGCUGGCGUACGAGAGCGGAGUGAAUCUCUUCGACACGGCCGAAGUCUACGCGUCAGGGAGAGCGGAAACUACCCUGGGAAACAUACUUAAGAAAAAAGGAUGGAGGAGAUCCAGUUUUGUCAUCACCACCAAGAUUUACUGGGGAGGACAGGCUGAGACUGAGAGAGGGCUGUCCAGGAAGCACAUCAUCGAAGGUCUGAAGGGCUCCCUGGACAGGCUGCAGCUGGACUAUGUGGACAUCGUGUUCGCAAACAAGACGGACACCAACUGCCCCAUGGAAGAGGUGGUCCGCGCCAUGACGUUCGUUAUCGAUCAUGGGAUGGCAAUGUACUGGGGCACGUCCCGCUGGAGCGCAAUGGAAAUCAUGGAGGCGUACUCCGUGGCGCGGCAGUUCAAUCUGAUCCCUCCGAUCUGCGAGCAGGCCGAGUACAACCUGUUCCAGCGGGACAAGGUGGAGGUGCAGCUCCCCGAACUCUUCCACAAGAUCGGGGUGGGCACGAUGACCUGGUCCCCCCUGGCGUCGGGUCUCAUCACGGGGAAGUACUGCGAGAGGGUUCCUGACUCUUCCAGAGCUGCGAUGAAGGGGUACCAGUGGCUGAAAGAGAAGCUGGGGAGUGAGGAAGGCCAACGACAGCAAUCGAAAAUAAAAGAGCUCCACCUGCUGGCUGAUAGAAUGAACUGCACCAUCACCCAGCUAGCCAUUGCGUGGUGCCUGCGCAGUGAAGGGGUCAGCGCUGUGCUCCUCGGGGUCUCCAGCGUGGAGCAGCUUGUCGAAAACCUGGCGUCCAUACGGGUCUUGGGCCACAUGAACCCCCAAACUGUGAGCGAAAUCGACAGCAUUCUGGGGAACAAGCCUCACGCCAAGAAGGAACCGCGGGCGUGAGGAGAGAGGGAGAGAGAGAGAGAGAGAGAUUUCCUCUCUGCUUUCAUCUAUGCAUGUCUUUACAACAUAUCGCUUCUAUAAUAAUAAUAAUAAUAAUAAUAAUGAUAAUAAUAAUGAUAAUGAUGAUGAUGAAAACAAUCUGCAGCAGCCUUCUUUCAAUCCUCUUCCUCCUCGCAUCCUUUUCGACGGACGGGAGACGCUCUUUCUCCUCCUGAACAGCAUCAGUCCUUCUCUUCCACAGGACCGGCUGUAUAUCUCCAGCACCUAGCAGGGCUGUCUUAUUCUAAACCAAUCAGCUUCUAGGCUCCAGCCCCUUAAGAGCAGGCGUGGUCACGGCCGGCCGAUGGGAAGGAGGCAUGCCCCCCCCCCCCCCCCCAGCACCCCCACCCCUAGGGACAGUCAAAGUCAGUCUGGAAGAAUAAGGGAAUACUGUGAAAAAAUAUAACAUUUCAAAACUCAGCACUGUGAUUAGACUAUUCAGAGUGGGCGGGACUGGAUUUGCAACUGGUGGCUGGUGAUUGGCUCUACUGGCUUGGAAGGUGAAACGGCAGCCGAGGCCAGCUGACUCUGUAUACAGUAAACUGCCCAGCAUGCACUGGGACAUUAUUUAUAUAGGAAUGCAAUCUAUAUAUAUCUAUAUAUAAUGUGUGUGUGGUGUGUUUCUCUCUCUGUGGAGAGACAAGCUGUAUUAAUGAAUCCUCCAGUCUUCCAUUAGCUUGCUGUGUGUUUAUAUAGCGACUAGCGCACCUGAACUGGGUCGAUUUCAUGAACCAGAAAAGCCGUCCUUCCCUCAGCUUUACAAUCAGAGUACCAACAUCCAAGAAGGUUAACUCCUUUAUUUUUUUAAAGCCGAUCGGAAGCGAAUUUUCCUGAAGUGCUUUUUCAUGCCGGCGCCCCGGAUGAGAGGACGUCUCGGAUUGUAAAGGCGAGGGAAGGACGGCUUUUCUCGCUUUUUGAAAUCUGUGCGCUGACGAAUGGGUUUGUUUGAUUGAUUUAAACGCGGCGCAUCUUAAAGGCGGCUACGAGUAUGCGUGAAUCCGCACACACACACACACACACUCCUAAUUUGCUCUGAAGAGAGCUAUUCUAAAUGACUUCCCCUUUAAGACAGCUAUUCUAAAUGACUUCCCCUUUAAAGAGAGAGCUAUGCGGUGUUCAGUACAGCGCAAAACCAGCAGCAACAGAAGUGACUCUGGGAGGGGAAAAAGAAAUGUGGAUUAUCUGUGUGUUUGUGUUUGCUUGUUUGUAAAUAAUAUAUACACUGUAUUUAUUGCAAUGCGAAUGUUUAAAAUAUCUAAUUUAACAAAUAAAAAUACAACUCUGAAAAUG